Candidula unifasciata is the source of this 1551-nucleotide messenger RNA. The record is from the annotation of a GenBank genome assembly. Lineage: Eukaryota; Metazoa; Mollusca; Gastropoda; Stylommatophora; Geomitridae.
AUGGACGCACAAAGUCUGCUGGCGGCGAUUUUGAUAUUGGUAUCAACAGCGACAAACACCCAAGCCAAGACUAUCCUGUUCUACCCUCCACCACCAACAAGUUACAUCGCUUACCACGCCAAUGUCGCUGGGGCUCUGGCCAGUCUGGGCCAUGAGGUGUGGCUGUGUGUUCCUCAUGCUCAGCUCAAGAAAAACCUGGUCACGGAUAAGAUUGUCAAUAUCCUUUCCUACGGGGAGGACUUGGGAGACAUCGAGAGGCAGCUGUACCAGACCACUAGGAUUUUGGAUAAGUUCUGGGAGAGGCAGCCAACACAGGGGAUACACGCGUUGUAUCCCGUCUCUCAGGUUUUGUUGAAAAUCGUAAACGUUCUUCUUGCCGACAAAAUGUUUCUAGACAAAGUAAGGAAUCUGAAGCCGGAUCUGAUUGUCCUGGAGUCCGUCCCAUUCAACAUGAACAUGGUGGUACUGCCGUAUAUGCUGGACAUCCCCUUUGCAUUUAUUGGAACAAACCAUGAAGCGAUCAUGUCAAAGGUCCCAUUCAGUCCUGCAGUCACGCCGUACUCCAUUGACUUCCUUAGUGAUCGGAUGACAUUCUUUCAGAAAGUUUACUUAACACUGUGUUACCUGGUAUCUAUAAACUUCGAUCUUUACCACGACAGUAGCCUAGUGUCAAAGUUUGCUCCACAUAAACCCCACAAGUCCAUCUAUGAUAUUGCGGCCAACGCUGAGAUUUUCAUUGCAGAAGUUGACCACAUACUGGACUACCCACGGACAAUGCUGCCCAACACAAAACUGAUUGGUGGAUCUUCUGCUUCUCCUGCAAAACCAUUGGUUGGGGAGUUCCAGAAGUUUGUUGAUGAAGCUACAACUGGUAUCAUCGUCAUGUCUUUUGGCGGGGCUGUAGUUAACUUGCCUCCAGACAUCUCCAACAAGAUUGUUUCUGCUUUCAAACAACUGGACCUCAGAGUUGUGUGGAAGAUAAACAUGACCUCACCUGACCCUAAACAAAUCAUGACCUCCUUGUGGAUCCCACAGAAUGACCUCCUGGGACACCAGAAAGCCAAACUGUUUGUGUCCCACUGUGGCAAGAACGGACAAUACGAGGCCCUCUAUCACGGGGUGCCCAUUCUCUGUCUGCCCAUAUAUGGAGAUCAAGGUUACAACUCAGAAAGAGUCCGGGUAAAACAGCUUGGACUCUACACCGACAUACGUGAGGCUAGCGCAGACGAACUGGUAGCCUUGAUGAAAGAAAUCAUCUAUGGCGGAAAAUACGCAGAAAACAUGAGAAAAGCUUCUGAACUUUAUAGGGAGUUGUACAAAGUUCCCAAACAUGAAGCCGCAUACUGGCUGGACCACGUGAUUAAGUAUGGCGGGGAGUAUAUGAGGUCACCGGGUCAACAGAUGCCCUGGUAUCAGCUCCUAGUUUUAGAUGUUAUUGCUUUUCUGUUUCUCGUGAUUGUUGUUAUCGUGUUGGCAUUUUACGUUCUUAUUAGGAUCUGCUACAGGUUGUACAAGGGAAGUCCACAGAAAAUCAAAUCGAAACGUAAUUAA